Messenger RNA from Trichomycterus rosablanca, 1715 nucleotides. It is a transcript of the gene nemp1, whose product is annotated as nuclear envelope integral membrane protein 1. Lineage: Eukaryota; Metazoa; Chordata; Actinopteri; Siluriformes; Trichomycteridae. The record is from RefSeq and is a predicted model, not a curated record. Bases 1 to 1335 code for a protein of 444 amino acids. Gene Ontology annotation, cellular component: nuclear envelope. The transcript has 9 exons.
AUGGCGGGAUGCAUGAAAAUGAAAGAGGAGUUUUAUUUAGUAAAUGUAACAAAUGUCGCGUUUACGCUUUUAUUUGUAUCUUCGUUCUUACACUUCACAUCAGCUACACGAAACAUCAUCGAAAUUUCAGAUGGACAGGAAGUUAAAACUGAGGAAGCGCGUCACUUCUGCUACCUGAAUUCAGUCUCUGUUCCUGGAUGGAGGGAGACCUGGACCAGAAUACAAGUUCACGUAUGGAGCUCCAGGCAGCUGAAGGUGACGGUUGUAAAAGACGAGGAGGAGCUGGAGGAGCUGGAACAUUUAAGUUUCUGGUCCAUCAUUCAGCACUUUAUUCAUGAGCGGACCAACGAGAGCACCGUGAGCGUCAGUCUGUUCCAUCAGAAGACCUGCUUCCGCGUCGACCCUUCAGAUCCCAAAACCAUUUACACUGUAAAACCCAGCAGACAAUUUGAUAUCUACUUGUUCUUGGUGUUUGCUGCUGGAGUUCUGCUCUUCUGCUUUGCAGAUCAUCUCAGCAGGAGUCAGGUGUUCUACUAUUCAGCAGGAAUGAGUACCGGCAUGAUCGCCUCGCUCAUUAUCAUCAUCUUCGUUCUGUCACGUUUUAUGCCCAAGAAAGGCCCCGUGUAUGUGCUGUUGGUGGGAGGCUGGUCCUUCUCUCUGUAUGUGAUUCAGCUCGUGUUUAAGAACCUGCAGGUCAUCCUGAAAGAACACUGGCCCCUGGUCAUCGGUUACACUGCGGUCGUCGGCUUCAUCAGCUUCGCUGUGUGUUAUCGUCACGGGCCGCUGGUGGAGGAGCGCAGCAUCAACAUCCUCUCCUGGACGCUGCAGAUAUUUGGAAUGUUGCUGAUUUACUCCGGCAUGCAGGUUCAGCAGGUGGCGCUGGCGAUCAUGGUGGCUGCUUUCUGUGCCAAGAAUCUGAAUUAUCCUUUAUCUACAGCGUUAAGUGUUUAUCAAAAGCUGAAGCUGAAGCUUCGCUGGAAACCGGAGCCUCGGAGUCUGUUGACGGAGGAGCAGUAUCAGAAACAGGCCGAGGUGGAGACUCAGAAAGCUCUGGAGGAACUGAGGAAGCACUGCAGCAGUCCAGAUGUUAACACCUGGAAAAUGGUGUCCAGGCUGCAGUCUCCCAAAAGGUUUGCAGACUUUAUCGAGGGCUCCCCUCACCUGCUGUCCAAUGAGGCCUCGGUCCACGCUCAGGAGUACGGUCUGGGCUCGUCGUUCUUCGAGGACGAUCUGUUUGACGAGGAGGAGGAAGACUGGGAGACGGAUGAUGAGAAACCACAGGUCUCUUCUCCAUCAAACCACACGCCAAACAGGACCUGGUCUGACGGCUCCUGACCAGGACGAUGAAUGUGAAUAAACAGAUUUGUGAUUUUACUACCACAGCACUGCAAUACUGAUUAAAUCCAGCGCAGAUUCUUCUCAGCACUGAGGGUCUGAUUAUAAAGUUUCAUUUUGUGUUAAGACGAGAAAACCAGUCAAUUUAACUGGUUCUGUUCCAGGGGGUUUUAGAACAUGGACUUAUUCUGUCAUAAUACUGAGACUUUGGUGGAUUUUUCAUUUUCCCGGCUGUAUUCAGGUCUCUGUUCAGGGUUUAUUUUAAGUAGUGUUUCUUUUGUGUUUUAUUCCGUGACCCGGACACGUUUUGUUGUAUGUUUUUUAGACCAUUAAAGAAACCUUAUCUACAAGCACCCAGAAUUUAUUUUUAUGAAACAAUA